CACGCCGCCACGGCCGGUGACGUCGCUGCACCCCAGCCCUCGCUGCCGCCUGCACGCCCGCCGGGGUCUCCGCUGGCCGUCUGCCAGCCCGGGGACCGCCCUCGCCUGCGCCCGCGCCCCGCAAGACAUGUCCACGGCAGCAGACGCGCGACGACUCCGCGAAGGCAUAGGCACCCGCCGCUCGGGGUGAAGCUGUGCUGUGCGCCACCCCUCACGCAGCCACGCCGCUCCCAGCGCCCACGCCGCCCUCACCAUGACCAUGGUCCGGCAACAUCCCCAGCACGCGCACCCCCCGCCGCCGCCGCCGCUGCUCCGCCACAACAGCACCCCCGAUGGCCUCCACCUGCACCCGCGCCCGGCCCAGUACGCCCACCCGCUGUCGCGCCACAACUCGUACACGGCCGCCUCCGACUCGCGCAAGCCGCCCGAGCACAUGCUCCGCCGCAAGACCCCGAACGGCAUCCUCGCAGCCGCCUACGAUGGCACCUCGGUCGAGGACAACGGCGCCCCGCACGCCACCAAGCACAUCCUGCUGCCCGUCACCGCCGACGCCAGCCUGCCGUACGCCAUGAAGCAGGACCUGGCCCUGCGCUCGCCCAGCGUCAACGGCCCCUACGCCCACUUCAAGCAGGAGCGCUCCGCCGACUGGAGUCCGAGCCUCUACUUCGAGACGGGGUCGGGCCGGACCAGCCAGCACAUCCCCCAGAUCGACUCCAUGCUCAACCAGAUCCCGCCGCUGCAGCCAACCCAGCUGCCCUACCAGAUGUACGGGCCGCAGUUCGGCGGCGUCAUGGGCCCGGGUCUGCAGAGCCCGUUUGCGCCCACCGUGUCGAACGACCAGGGCCCGUUUGGGCCCUACUGGCCGGACGGCGCCUACGUUCCAUACCAGCCAGCCGCAAUGCGCGACCCCCCCCACCCCCAGCACCACCCGUACGUGGCACGCGGCUUCAACAGCGGGCUGCCUGUCGGCCCUGCCUUUACUCAGCAAUCCUAUCAGCUUAAUCAGCCCAUGUACCAAAAUCCCGGCGCCAUGGGCCAUGAAUACCCGGCUUUUGCACAGGGGCACAACAUGAACUUCCAGUCUCCAAGCCUGCCAGCCCACAUGCUCCAGGCUCGCCAGGACUACUUUGCCGCUGGCCAAGCAACGAGCGUGCCUGGCCAGUCUCCUGUUGUCACUCCACUAACCGAGUACGGGCCGCAAUCGCCGAACGGGCAGUCCAGGGAGAAGGUUUUCGCGUGGGCUCACACCGUCUACGUUGAUUUGCUCAAGUUUCUGCAGUCAACGAGAAAGGCACACAUGCAGCAGAACCACGGACGCCAGCUGCACAGACCGCACAUCUACCCAAAGCCUCCUCGACAACCGGGGGCUAAUCUAGGAAAUGACUCGAACGGCAACUCCCGACCGUCCACCCAGCGACGCCUCUCGUCACCUUCGAUAAGCUCGCAAUCGCCGUUCCAGCCCCCAUCGGACAAGGCCUCCAAACGGCCUGCACACUACAGAUCAGCGUCGUCGUACACCUCGAUCGGGCUAGACGCCAAUAACCAACGUCAGCCUUGGCAGCAUGCGGCGCAGCAAUACCCCAUGCUACCGCAAAUGAGCGGUAUGGAUCCUGUGCGUACUCUUCGGCGGGCCUCCGGUUCCGUCUCCAGCGUCCACCAAGGCCUCCGCUCGGAUGUGCCCCCCAGCAUGAUAGCUGCGUCUGCCCUGGAAGCGAUAACAAAGCACUGCGAGGAGAGCAAGUGGAAAUGGAUAGACGGCAUGCUGCUCGGCGGUUGCCUUGCGUAUGCCUUGGGAGAUUACCAGAAAGCCCAGACUUGGUACCAACACAUCCUCACGUUGGACACUGAUCACGUGGAGGCCAUAUCCAACCUGGCUGCUACUGUCCUUGCGCUCCAUCAAAAGCAAGAUGCCGAACGGUAUUGGCGACAGGCUGUCAAGCUGCGUCCAAGCUAUUUCGAGGCUGUCGAACACCUGAUUGGUCUGUUAUGCAGCGACCAACGAGGACGGGAAGCCGUCCAGGUCAUCGAGCAGGUCGAGCGUGCGUUGCGGUUCGCCAGGAGAACCGACGCUCUUAGGAGCCUUGAGCUCGAGAGCGAACGUCCGUGUUCAGGUGUCAGUGAAUCCCCAGAGUUAUCGGACGUCUCGGACAGGCCGCUAUUUGAAUUUGAAGGAGAGGACGAAUCGAUAUUCAAAGAUCUGGACGAACUUCCUGGCUCUGAUCAACCCGGCUUUGGCUCCAGCGGAUACGCGAUACCCGGGUGCGACAAUGGUCGCAUUCUUGCUCUCGUACAUGCCAAGGGCAACAUGUUGUAUGCUCUUGGGAAUAACACUGAAGCAGCAAAGGCUUUCGAGAACGCCGUCUUGAUUGGAGCCGGCACUCAUGCCAACGGCAUCGGGGGAUUGAUCAAGCGCAUCUUGUCUGUCGUCGGUUACGAGGCGUCAGAACGAUCACCUGGUGGUCGCCGAGUUGCGCCAUCCUCGGAUCCGAUUCUCCUCCCACCGGACUCGGCCACUCGGACUGCGCACUUGUGCUUUCCUCCUCAUGGCCAACUGCCAGGUCUUGCACAUGUUGCGAGUGACGGCCUCGCACGCAAAGCAGCCAUCUCAACAACGAGUAACUCCUUGUUAUCUCUGGCAAAGAUAUUCCAAGAUGGCAUGGCGACCAACUCGCCCAGAUCUGCCAGCUACCAGAGCAAUUACGGAGUCCCGCCUUCGAAGCCCAUAAACGUGUCGAAUCCCGCGCCGUACCCGCAAAUACCAGGACUGGUCCCCGGCAGUGGCAUCGCACUUGCCUUAGCAUACUACUACUUCGGCCUGCAGCUCGAUAAACGCCACGCACACCUCUACACGAACCUCGGCAGUCUGCUCAAGGACAUCGGCCAGCUGGAUGUUGCUAUUUCCAUGUACGAGCAAGCAGUGAGCUGCGACCAGAAUUUCGACAUUGCGCUAGCCAACCUUGCAAAUGCUGUCAAAGACAAGGGUCGUAUCAGCGAUGCCAUCGUCUACUACAAGAGAGCAGUCAAGUCUAGUCCCGAUUUCGCUGAGGCCGUCUGUGGGCUUGCAAAUGCGCUCAACUCGGUCUGCGGUUGGAAUGGAAGAGGAGGCAUCGCCGAAGGUCUCGGUGCACGGGACCGUUGGCACGUGGAUGAGAACGGGAUGCUGCUAGAUGCAAGAAUUCCCGGCGCCUCCAGCUCUGGGUGGAUCCACAAGGUCGUCAAGCUGGUCGAGAAACAGCUCGCUGACGGCGAGGGCUGGGGUCGCGGUACCAUGGACGAACGCUUUGUGAAAGGCCUCUGUCGUCCGUUUGUCCUCACAAGCAACACCACCGAAGACAUCAAAGAGAAGCAGGCCAGUAUGGUGAGCGUGGUGACUGGAUGGAGAGGACAGAAAUGGGAGGGCGCGCGCAUCGUUCGCCUGGCUGAGCGCGCCAUCAAACGCCUUACCUGGCAGUGGUACCAGGACCGCUAUGUGACCAGGAAAGACCGAUCGCUGGAGAACUACAGCAGGCCCCAGCUGCCCGCUGCGUUGACUGUUCCUGCAGCGCCUACGGUUCUCCCAUUCCACACAUUCACUUGCCCCAUGUCGGCUGAGCAGAUCCGGAUGAUUUCGCAGCGCAACGGCCUGCGUAUCUCCUGCUCCACUCUGAGGGCUCCUUGGCUUCCACCAACAGUCUUCCAGCCUCCUGCUCCACCGAAGCCGUAUCUGAAAGUCGGAUAUGUCUCGUCUGACUUCAACAACCACCCCCUGGCCCAUCUCAUGCAGUCUGUGUUCGGCUUGCACGACACGACCAAGGUCAAGGCAUACUGCUAUGCUACAACAGCAAGCGACGGCUCGGAGCACCGCAAGCAGAUUGAGAAGGAGUCCCCGGUCUUCCACGACGCCAACAACUGGUCGGCCGAGCGCCUUGUGAAGCAAAUCACCAAGGACGGCAUUCACAUUCUGAUCAACCUCAACGGAUACACCAGGGGCGCACGCAACGAGGUCUUCGCUGCCCGCGCAGCUCCAAUCCAAAUGUCGUUCAUGGGCUUUGCCGGCACACUAGGCGCCGAAUGGUGCGACUAUCUUCUCGCAGACGACACAGCUGUGCCUCCCGACACACUCCGCCAGUGGCGACGUAAUGUCGACAUGGAAGACGCGCUGGUUGAUGAGAACAGUGGAGGGUCGGACAAGGACUGGAUCUACGCAGAGAACAUCAUCUUCUGUCGCGACACGUUCUUCUGCUGCGAUCACCGGCAGAGCGCACCCGAUGCGCAAGGCAGGCAGCCCAACUGGGAAGAAGAGCAGGAACGGAGAUGGGCUAUGCGAAAGGAGAUCUUCCCACAGCUACGAGAUGAUGCUAUCAUUCUCGGUAACUUCAAUCAGCUUUACAAGAUCGAGCCCACCACGUUCCGCACCUGGCUCCGUAUCCUCCAGCGCCUGCCCAAAGCCAUCCUAUGGCUUUUGCGUUUCCCCGACCUGGGAGAGACGAACCUCAAGCAGACAGCCCUCAUGUGGGCUGGCCCUGAGGUUGCUAAUCGAGUUAUCUUCACCGACGUUGCGCAAAAGCAUCAGCAUAUCUCACGCGCGAGGGUCUGCGAUCUCUUCCUGGACACCCCAGAGUGCAACGCACACACCACAGCCGCUGAUGUCCUCUGGUCUGGCACGCCUCUGCUGACGCUGCCCCGCUACAAGUACAAGAUGUGCUCCCGAAUGGCGGCAUCCAUUCUCAAGGGCGCCCUGCCAAAGUCUCCAGAAGGCACACAGGCUGCGAAGGACCUCAUUGCCUCGAGCGACGAAGACUACGAAGAAAAGGCUGUCCGGCUUGGCAGCGAGUGCGUCUACCAGGGCCACCGCGCCACAGGACGCCUGAGCGAGCUCCGCAGAAUGCUCUACAAAGCGCGAUGGAACAGCGCGCUGUACGACACCAAACGAUGGGUCAGAGACCUCGAACAAGCCUACGAAAUCGCCUGGCGGAAAUGGGAGAGGGGCGAGGGCGGCGACAUCUGGCUGCAAGACUCGAAACCGCGAGUCGAAGAACUUGCAGACGCGCCCCAUAAACGAUAGGUAGCACAGGAGGCGGACCGCCUAGACGAGUACACGUUCUGGAUACUUCUUUCGCGACACACUUCUGCAUUUAGCGAGCACACAUACACACCGCACACCCCGCUGUUGACUUGGGCCCGCACGGCUCUGAUACCCCAUUUAGUUCACAUGUACGCAUUCUUUGGUUAUUGUCGC
Messenger RNA from Boeremia exigua, 5218 nucleotides. Its product is annotated as glycosyl transferase family 41-domain-containing protein. The record is from RefSeq and is a predicted model, not a curated record. Bases 254 to 5044 code for a protein of 1596 amino acids. Gene Ontology annotation, molecular function: glycosyltransferase activity; protein binding. Gene Ontology annotation, biological process: protein O-linked glycosylation. The transcript is spliced from 4 exons. Lineage: Eukaryota; Fungi; Ascomycota; Dothideomycetes; Pleosporales; Didymellaceae.